This is a messenger RNA of Bubalus bubalis (water buffalo), 7773 nucleotides long. RefSeq names its product myosin IXB (gene MYO9B). The coding region runs from base 207 to 6779 and encodes 2190 amino acids. The transcript has 42 exons. Gene Ontology annotation, biological process: intracellular signal transduction. NCBI's taxonomy places the organism in Eukaryota, Metazoa, Chordata, Mammalia, Artiodactyla, Bovidae. The record is from RefSeq and is a predicted model, not a curated record. Gene Ontology annotation, cellular component: myosin complex. Gene Ontology annotation, molecular function: GTPase activator activity; protein binding; microfilament motor activity.
CCCCCCCGGGUCCGCCCCUCCGGAACCCGGAAGCUGGAGCGCGCGGGGGAGCGGCGGGCGCGGCGGGGCGGAGCGGCCAGACUAGCAGCGGGCUGGCGGCCGGGCGGGGACCUGGCCGGGGACCGGCGGCGCGCGGCGGCCGAGGCCCAGCUCCAGGACGCGCGCCCCGAGCCCGGGAGGCAUGCUGAGGCCAGGCUGCCGGCAGGAUGAGUGUGAACGAGGCGGGCAGCGCCGGCCGCCGGGGGCAGGCAGCAUACCACCUGCACAUCUACCCGCAGCUGGCCACCAGCGAGAGCCAGGCCCCACCCCUGGCCUCAUGCCGCGUGCCGGCCACCAAGGACAGCACCACGUCCGACGUCAUCCAGGACGCCGUCGCCCGCCUGCAGCUGGACGGCAGCAAGCGCUACGUGCUGGUGGAGGUCAAGGAGACGGGUGGGGAGGAGUGGGUGCUGGACGCCAGCGACUCGCCCGUGCACCGCGUGCUGCUGUGGCCACGGCGGGCGCACGACGAGCACCCUCGGGAGGACGGCUACUACUUCCUGCUGCAGGAACGCGACCCCGACGGGACCAUCAAGUACUUGCACAUGCAGCUUGCCUCCCAGGCCACGGCCACUCGGCGCCUGGUGGAGCGCGGCCUCCUGCCCCGGCCACAGGCGGACUUUGACGACCUGUGCAACCUCCCCGAGCUGACGGAGGAGAACCUCCUGAAGAACCUCAGACACCGCUUCCUGCAGCAGAAGAUCUACACGUAUGCCGGCAGCAUCCUUGUAGCCGUCAACCCCUUCAAGUUCCUCCCCAUCUACAACCCGAAGUACGUGAAGAUGUACGAGAACCAGCAGCUGGGCAAGCUGGAGCCUCAUGUGUUCGCGCUGGCCGAUGUGGCCUACUAUGCCAUGCUCCGAAAGCACAUCAACCAGUGCAUCGUCAUUUCCGGCGAGAGCGGCUCAGGCAAGACGCAGAGCACCAACUUCCUGAUCCACUGCCUCACCGCCCUGAGCCAGAAGGGCUACGCCAGCGGUGUCGAGAGGACCAUCCUCGGCGCUGGCCCCGUGCUGGAGGCUUUUGGAAAUGCUAAAACAGCCCACAACAACAAUUCCAGCCGAUUUGGGAAAUUCAUCCAGGUCAACUACCUGGAGAGCGGCAUCGUGCGAGGAGCGGUUGUCGAAAAGUACCUGCUUGAAAAGUCUCGCCUGGUCUCUCAGGAGAAGGAUGAGAGGAACUACCACGUGUUUUAUUAUUUGUUACUUGGCGUCAGCGAGGAAGAGCGUCGGGAAUUUCAGCUCAAGCAGCCUGAAGAUUAUUUCUACCUCAACCAGCAUAACUUGAAGAUCGAAGAUGGAGAGGACCUGAAGCAUGACUUUGAAAGACUCAAGCAGGCCAUGGAGAUGGUGGGCUUCCUUCCUGCCACCAAGAAGCAGAUUUUUUCCAUCCUCUCGGCCAUCUUGUACCUAGGCAACAUCACUUACCGGAAGAGAGCCACGGGCCGAGACGAAGGCCUGGAGGUCGGGCCCCCCGAGGCGCUGGACACGCUGUCGCAGCUCCUGAAGGUGAAGCGAGAAAUCUUAGUGGAAGUUCUGACCAAAAGAAAAACAGUGACCUCCAACGACAAACUCAUCCUUCCCUAUAGUCUCAGUGAGGCCAUCACCGCCCGUGACUCCAUGGCCAAGUCACUGUACAGCGCUCUGUUCGAUUGGAUCGUGCUGCGGAUCAACCAUGCUCUCCUCAACAAGAAGGACAUGGAAGAGUCUGUCUCGUGCCUGUCUAUCGGAGUCCUCGACAUCUUUGGGUUUGAAGACUUCGAGAGGAACAGUUUUGAGCAGUUCUGUAUCAACUACGCCAACGAGCAGCUCCAGUAUUACUUCAACCAGCACAUUUUCAAGCUAGAGCAGGAGGAGUACCAGAGCGAAGGGAUCUCUUGGCACAACAUCGACUACACAGACAACGUGGGCUGCAUCCACCUGAUCAGCAAGAAGCCCACCGGCCUCUUCUAUCUGCUGGACGAAGAGAGCAACUUUCCACACGCCACGAGCCAGACUCUGCUGGCCAAGUUCAAACAGCAGCACGAGGACAACAGAUACUUCCUCGGCACCCCCGUCAUGGAGCCGGCCUUCAUCAUCCAGCACUUUGCAGGGAAGGUGAAAUAUCAGAUCAAGGACUUCCGAGAGAAGAACAUGGACUACAUGCGGCCAGACAUCGUGGCCCUCCUGCGGGGCAGUGACAGCUCCUAUGUGCGGGAGCUCAUCGGCAUGGACCCCGUGGCCGUGUUCCGCUGGGCGGUGCUCCGGGCCGCCAUCCAGGCCAUGGCCGUGCUCCGGGAGGCUGGGCGCCUGCGGGCCGAGAGAGCUGAAAAGGCUGCAGCAGGUCUGGACAGCUCUGGUGCCCAAGGUCACCUGGGAGAACUACAGAGAGGAGCCAGCACCCCGUCAGAAAAACUGUACCGCUGCUCAAUGCUAGAUUUCUCAUUUGACGGCUCUGAGGAGUUCGAUAUUAACGCUUUUGAAGACAUCAUUGCUUUCUAUGAAAGCAAGAACGAUUUGCAUGACCAAAUCAUCCGGAGUAUCAAAGGAUUGCCCUGGCAGGGUGACGACCCCCGUAAGCUUCUCCAGUCCCUCAAUCGGCUCCAGAAACCCCGCACCUUCAUCCCGAAAAGUAAAGGUAUCAAACAAAAGCAGAUCAUUCCAAAGAACCUGCUGGACUCCAAAUCCCUGAAGCUGAUUAUCAGUAUGACCCUGCAUGACCGUACCACCAAGUCUCUGCUACACCUGCACAAGAAGAAGAAGCCACCCAGCAUCAGUGCCCAGUUCCAGACUUCCCUGAAUAAGCUCCUGGAGACACUAGGGAAGGCAGAGCCCUUCUUCAUCCGCUGUAUCCGCUCCAACGCCGAGAAGAAAGAGCUGUGUUUCGAUGAUGAGCUGGUGCUGCAGCAGCUGCGCUACACCGGCAUGCUGGAGACGGUGCGGAUUCGCAGGUCAGGCUACAGCGCCAAGUACACGUUCCAGGAUUUCACGGAGCAGUUCCAGGUGCUUCUCCCGAAGAAUGCCCAGCCCUGCAGGGAGGUCAUCUCUGCCCUGCUGGAGAAGAUGGACAUAGACAAGAGGAGCUACCAGAUCGGCAAGACCAAGGUCUUCCUGAAGGAGACCGAGCGGCAGGCCCUGCAGGAGACACUGCACCAGGAGGUCGUGCGGAAGAUCCUGCUGCUGCAGAGCUGGUUCCGGAUGGUGCUGGAGCGCAGGCACUUCCUGCAGAUGCGGCAGGCGGCCAUCACGAUCCAGGCCUGCUGGCGGUCCUACCGCGUCCGCCGGGCACUAGAGAGGAUGCAGGCGGCUGUGUUCCUCCAGGCCGCGUGGAGGGGCUACCGGCAGCGGGCUGCCUACCAGCGCCAGAGACAGAGCAUCAUCCGCCUCCAGAGCCUCUGUCGGGGGCACCUGCAGCGCAAGAGCUUCAGCCGGAUGGUGGAGGAGAAGCAGAAAGCUGAAGAGAAGGAGAGGGAAGCCGAGCAAGCUGCGAAGAAGGAAACCGCCGAGGCCGGGCUGGCCCAGGCAGCUGGGCCAGAACCCGAGCAGGGCCUAGAACCCUCCACGGAGGGCGAGCCUUUGGAUCUGGAGCCCGAGGUGUGGCUCAGCGAUGGGGCUCCCCCAGCCGAGAGCUGCCAACGUGAGAAGGAGGUCCCAAGCGUGGAGAAGGCGCCCCCAACCCAGAAACACGCGGCUGAAGGUCGCGAGAAAGUGCCCCGCAGCCGAGAGAAACGUGAGUCACGGCGACAGCGGGGGCUGGAGCACGUGAAGCUCCAGAACAAGCACAUCCAGUCCUGCAAGGAUGAGCACACCCUCAGAGAACUUUCUGGAAAGGCUGUCCCAGGGUCAGAGGAGAGCCUCCUGGAAGACAGAAAGGAGGGCAGGGAAGAUGAAAGCCCUUCGGAUGCCAGGACUGAGAUGGAGAUGGUGGCUCCCAAGAAGCAGCCUCAGGUGCCCCCACAGGCCACGCCGAGCAGCCUGGACUCGGGAGCAGCCCAGGCCGGGAGCUCCAGGCCCAGCCACGAGGAACGACCCACCAGCCUGGCCCUGGACAGCAGGGUCACCGUGCUGGGUCCCAGUGCCACCCCGGAGACCCCCAAGGACAAGAGCAAGCCGGGGAUCGGCCCCAGGGCCCAGGAGAGGCCUGACAGUCCUGGAGGCUCCACACAGAUUCAGCGGUACCGGGAUCCUGACACUGAGCGGCUGGCCAACGCUGUGGAGCUGUGGCGGGGCAAAAAACUAAUGACCACGGGCAGCAACACCAUGCUGAGUCAGUCCCUGGACCUCAGCGACCGGCACCGGGCCGUGGGGGCCACCCUCACGCCCACAGAGGAGAGGCGCGUUUCCUUUUCCACGAGUGACAUCUCCAAGCUCCUCCUGUCCCCAUCCCAGACCAAGACUCAGCCUUCUGCAGAAACAGAUGGGGAGCCCAGCACGAAGAAGCUGGCCAUCCAGAAAAAGAAGUCGGCCGACGCAGCCUCAGGGACAGACGCCAGCCUGUCCCCAGGCUCCGCCGAGUCUAAAUCCACGUUUAAGAGACUUUUCCUUCACAAGAACAAGGAUAAGAAAUUCAGCGCCGAGGGUGGAGAAGAGACAGAGAGCGCCAUACUCGGGCAAGCCAUCCUGGAAGCUGCCACCACAAAGAAGAAUCUAGAAGUCCCCUCCAGCCACCAGCACCGUCAUGCCACAGGUGAGAAGCACCCCAAGGAGCCAGGAGGCAAAGGGAAGAAGAACCGAAACCUCAAGAUUGGUAAAAUCACGGUGUCGGAGAAAUGGCGCGAGUCCGUGUUCCGCAAGAUCACCAACGCCAAUGAGCUCAAGUACCUGGAUGAAUUCCUACUCAACAAGGUGAAUGACCUGCGUUCCCAGAAGACUCCCAUUGAAAGCUUAUUCAUCGAAGCCACCGAGAAGUUCCGGAGCAACCUCAAGACCAUGUACUCCGUGCCUAACGGGAAGAUCCACGUGGGCUACAAGGACCUCAUGGAGAACUACCAGAUCGUCGUGAGCAACCUGGCAGCUGAGCGUGGCGAGAAGGACACCAACCUGGUCCUCAACCUCUUCCAGUCGCUGCUGGAUGAGUUCACCCGUGGGCACACCAAGAACGACUUCGAGCCUCCCAAGCAGAGCAAAGCUCAGAAGAAAAAGCGGAAGCAGGAACGCGCUGUCCUGCAGCACAAUGGGCACGUGUUUGUCAGCUACCAAGUGAGCAUCCCCCAGUCCUGUGAGCAGUGCCUCUCCUACAUCUGGCUUAUGGACAAGGCCCUGCUCUGCAGCGUGUGCAAGACCACCUGCCACAAGAAGUGUAUGCACAAGAUUCAGGCCUGCUCCAUCGUAUGCGGGAAGAAGACCGACCCAGGCGCUGAGUCGGGCCACUUUGGCGUGUGCGUGGACAGCCUGACCAGCGACAAGGUCUCAGUGCCCAUCGUGCUGGAGAAGCUUCUGGAACACGUGGAGAUGCACGGCUUGUACACUGAGGGCCUCUACCGCAAGUCGGGUGCCGCCAACCGCACAAGGGAGCUCCGGCAGGCGCUGCAGACAGACCCCAUGGCAGUCAAACUGGAGAACUUCCCCAUCCAUGCCAUCACCGGGGUGCUCAAGCAGUGGCUGCGGGAGCUGCCCGAGCCGCUCAUGACCUUCGCCCAGUAUGGUGAUUUCCUCCAUGCCGUCGAGCUCCCAGAGAAGCAGGAGCAGCUGGUUGCCAUCUACGCCGUCCUGGAGCACCUGCCAGAAGCCAACCACAACUCCCUGGAGCGGCUCAUCUUCCACUUGGUCAAGGUGGCCCUGCUCGAGGACGUGAACCGCAUGUCACCCAGCGCGCUGGCCAUCAUCUUUGCACCCUGCCUCCUGCGAUGCCCCGACAACUCAGACCCCCUGAUCAGCAUGAAGGAUGUCCUCAAAAUCACCACGUGCGUGGAGAUGCUGAUCAAAGAACAGAUGAGAAGGUACAAAGUGAAGAUGGAGGAGAUCAACCAGCUGGAGGCUGCUGAGAGCAUGGCCUGCCGAAGACUUUCUCUGCUGCGCCAGAAUGCUCCAUGGCCUCUCAAACUGGGGUUUUCGUCUCCCUAUGAGGGGGUCCUGAUUAAGAACCCCAAGGCCCGGGGGAGCAGCAGCAGUGGCCCGGAGGAGCUUGGGGUGCUGCAGGAGGAGGAAGCAGCUGGUGGCGAUGAGGAUCGGGAGAAGGAGAUCCUAAUCGAGCGGAUCCAGUCCAUCAAAGAGGAGAAGGAGGACAUCACAUAUCGGCUGCCAGAGCUGGACCCUCGGGGCUCCGAUGAGGAGAACCUGGAUUCAGAGACAUCGGCCAGCACCGAGAGCCUGUUGGAAGAGCGGGCUGGGCGGGGGGCCUCGGAAGGGCCCCCUGCGCCUGCUCUCCCCUGCCCCGGCGCGCCCACCCCGAGCCCCCUCCCUGAGGCGGCCGCCCCUCCUCGACGAAGGCCGUUGUCCUUCAUGACGGUCAGAGUGAAGACCCCCCGGCGGACCCCGAUCAUGCCCACGGCCAACAUCAAGCUUCCGCCUGGCCUGCCCUCCUAUCUCCCUGGCCGGGCGCCUGGUACCCAGGAAGCUGCCACCAUGGUGAGGCGCCGAGAGCCACCGGCCCGCCGCCCAGACCAGGUACACUCCGUGUAUAUCACACCAGGCACUCACCUGCCCAUUCAGGGCCCUCAGGAGCCCCUGGACAAGGAUGACCGGCCACCUGGGGCCAAGCGGAGGUAUUCGGAUCCCCCAACCUACUGCCUGCCCUCUUCCUCGGGCCAGGCCAAUGGCUGAGGGCCCUCAGCUGCCAGCAUCCGCACAUCCAAGGGUGGCCCAGUCCCCGAGCUGGGCACCAGAGCUCCAGAGCCAGCAUUCAGCAAUCUGAGAAGGAUCCAGAAUGGAAAGCUCCGAGAGUGAUGUGAGGUGGGCACUGGCUCCAAGUGAAUUCAGGCGGGGGAGAGGCCGGCUGAGGCCUGGCCACCCUUGCUGAGCCCCCACGUCACACUGAGGCGCCCGAUCAGAGCACCGAAUCAUGGCAGGCAGCCCAGCAUCUCCCAACUCCCCUUUUGUACGUUUUCAAGGUCACUGUUUCUUUGUGUGUGGUUUACAUAAGUUUAAACUGUAACAGCCUUAACAGAAGACCAAAUUGUUUUUAUAUGUGUAUGUACAAACUUUUAUAUUAACUCCCUGCAUCUUCCUUAUAACCUGGAUGUGAGUCUUCAGAGCAAGCCCACACAGCCGCCAAGCUUCGGAGGCUCAGACCCACGCUGAGGGACAGCUGAGGGGGCCGAGGGCAAGGACUCUGCAUGAGGGGUUUGGACACUUGUGGCCCCUGACUGCCCCAUACUGCGGCCCGGCCAGUGGCUAUCUGGCCCAUUCAAGGGAACAGUGGAGCCUUCCGUGGUGAUCAAGACUGUUGGCUAGAGCCAGGACACACGGUGGUAGGCAGCCUCCACUCCAGGCACCACAGACCUCACAUUAUUCCAGGGAUACGCGAAUGUGGCCAUCACUCCUCGGUCUGUUGUGCCCCGGACAGAGAAGACCACCUUGGCACUGCCCGCCCCAUGUGGCAGAACAGGAGCCCGUAACUCAGGACCGUUCACAGGUGGGGAGGGCAAGGCCUGGGCUUGUGUGUCUCUGCAAAUCUACAGUGACAGUCUGGGCAUCUGCAGAGAGGGGGAUUCCCCUCUCAGGCUCAGCCCACUCUCCCAGCACCUGGACACACGGUGCCAGGUCUUGGACAAGAGACACCCACAGGCCAUGUGAAAUAAAGAAAAAGUGCCUAAGA